UAUUUUCCAUUUUUUCCACUCCCUUCCUUCUCAAAACCCUAAUCCCUUUUCUUCUUCCUUUUCGUUCCUUUUCGUUUCUCCUUCUUCUUCGAUUCAUCUCAAUUUUCUCAAAAUCUCAAUGGCAACUCCAAAAUCCAAAUCGGUCUUCGACAUCGUCAAAUCAAGGGAGCUCAAUUCCUUUCAAGUUCGAAAACGACCUAACAUGGAUGGAUGGGCUGACGCCUUUUACGAAAUCGGAGCUAUAGCUACUCAGCAUGAUUCUGAAGACAUUGUCCCCCUUGCUCUCUCUUACGCCAAGACCACUAAAUAUUCUCACAUUCUCGCUUUAUCUAACGAGGAAGGGUUUAUUAGCUUGUUUGAUACUAGUCGUAAAUUUCCCUCGCCUACGUGUUAUGAAAGAAAUGCAGAGCAAUCAAGGAUUUGUGAAUGGAGUUCGCAUAAUAAUGCGGUUUUUGAUGUCAAUUGGAUUAAGGAUGAUACACAGAUCCUCACUGCUUCUGGCGAUCAAACGGUUAAAGUAUGGGAUGUUCAAGAACAGAAGUGUCUUGUAGUGUUAGUGGGGCAUUUGGGGAGUGUGAAAUCUAUUUGUUCUCAUCCAACUAAUUCAGAUAUUCUUGUCUCUGGUUCAAGAGAUGGAUCCUUCCGUCUAUGGGACUUAAGAUGUAACUCCACUGUGAAGAAUAGACGUGGAGAAGGUAGCAUAUGUUCAAUUGCUGAUGUCAAAGGAGCACAUGAUCCAUCACAAGCACAACGAGUAAGGAGGUGCAAAUCUAAGGGUGCUUCCAUGAGUAUCACAUCUGUUCUUUGGCUCAAGGAUCAAGUUUCCAUAGCCACUUCUGGUGCAGCGGAUAGUGUGCUUAAGUUUUGGGAUACCAGAAAUUUAAGAAGUACCGUCACUCAGACAUGUCCUCAACCGUGUUCAACAGGAAAGCAAAGAUUGCAUGGUAUAUCUAGCUUGUCCCAAGAUGACAGUGGAGUUUUACUCUCAGCUUCAUGCAUGGAUAGCCGAGUUUAUCUAUACAAUAUACUUCAACUUGAAAAAGGGCCGUUAAGAUAUUUUGAGGGAGGUCGCAUAGAUUCAUUUUUUGUAAAGGCUGCAAUUAGCCCCGAUGCAUCAAACAUAGUCUGUGGUUCCAGUAAUGGAAAAGCAUAUGUUUGGCAGGUUAACAAGCCUCAAGUGGAGCCCACUAUUUUGAAGAGUCAUGAUGAGGAAGUUACUGCAGUCGACUGGAGCCGCUCUGACAUUGGAAAAUUAGCAACUGCUUCUGAUGAUUUCACAAUCCGGAUAUGGAAUAAGCGCAAUUAUUGUACCACACAAAAGAUUCCAUUUGCCAUCCGAAGAAGAAUUAUGGCCAUGCCUAAAGUCGAGUGCAAAAUGCUCUUGAACAAUGAAGAAAUUUACCCCAAAUCCAUUGACGAUGGCCUAUUAUCUGAUGUAGCUCUGCACAACCCAAUAAAGUCAGCCAUGCCUACCACCCCACCUAAAAUCACUACAUCUGAAAGCCAUGAAAACCAACUUUCAUCAGAAUUGGAUCUAACCAUAUCUCCUAAAAACACUCCAGAAUCUGCUUUGAAGAGUCCUUCAUCUGUAUUGAACCCACCAUCCUCCCUAAAAAGAACCAUCCGAGACUACUUUGCAUCAUCUUCAUGAGUCUUUUAGGCAAAUUAAACAAGCUAAAUUUUGUGAUAAGUAGCUGUAGAUAGUGAUCCUAUGAUAAAGGUGGCUUGAGCGGCUUGGAGUUUCUUCAAUUAUGUCAUUGGGUUAUUUGAAAUGUAAAGUUCAUAAAAGGAUUGGUUAUAGCAAGUCUGAAAGCUAAAAGCUAGAUACAUGUAAAGCUGGCAUUUUUUUGCUUCUGCUUAUUUGCUAGAUACAAAGGAUGUGUGCUAUAUUUUCUAAUGAUUAGCAUAUGAAUUACACUGUGUGAAUGGAAAGCAAAGCAUGACUAAACAUAACUUGCCUAGCUACCAUAAGUGAAUUCUAUAUGCUUUGUGGGUGCAAUGUACAGAAAUGAAAAUACUAAAGUUUUGACUGUUGAAGCUUGAA
This is a messenger RNA of Lathyrus oleraceus (garden pea), 2044 nucleotides long. RefSeq lists its product as uncharacterized. Gene Ontology annotation, cellular component: nucleus. The coding region runs from base 119 to 1651 and encodes 510 amino acids. The record is from RefSeq and is a predicted model, not a curated record. Lineage: Eukaryota; Viridiplantae; Streptophyta; Magnoliopsida; Fabales; Fabaceae. Gene Ontology annotation, molecular function: protein binding; protein-macromolecule adaptor activity. Gene Ontology annotation, biological process: proteasome-mediated ubiquitin-dependent protein catabolic process. The transcript has 17 exons.